This is a messenger RNA of Diversispora eburnea, 441 nucleotides long. Lineage: Eukaryota; Fungi; Glomeromycota; Glomeromycetes; Diversisporales; Diversisporaceae. The record is from the annotation of a GenBank genome assembly.
AUGAAUAUUAGACAAGCAACGACAGACGAUUUAUUGGCAAUGCAAAAUUGUAAUAUAAUGAACCUUCCCGAAAAUUAUCAAAUGAAAUAUUACCAAAAAUAUUUUUAUCAUGCAUUAUCUUGGCCACAAUUAUCAUUCGUGGCAGAAGAUCAUAAAGGAAGGAUUGUUGGUUAUGUAUUGGCAAAAAUGGAAGAAGAUCGAGAAGAUGAACCACCACAUGGUCAUAUAACAUCUCUUUCAGUUAUGAGAACAUAUCGAAGAUUAGAGAAAAGUAUGGUAGAAGUAUUUAAUGCACAAUACGUUUCAUUACACGUUCGUAAAAGUAAUCGGGCAGCAUUACAGUUAUAUAAAGAAACACUUAAAUUUAGAAUUCACGAAAUAGAAAAGAAAUAUUAUGCCGAUGGUGAAGAUGCUUACGCCAUGAGGAAAGAUUUACGAUAA